Molecule: messenger RNA, 1813 nt
Organism: Nicotiana attenuata
Lineage: Eukaryota; Viridiplantae; Streptophyta; Magnoliopsida; Solanales; Solanaceae
Product: cyclin-L1-1
Exons: 10
Coding region: 198-1487 (429 amino acids)
Biological process (GO): regulation of transcription by RNA polymerase II
Cellular component (GO): nucleus
Molecular function (GO): cyclin-dependent protein serine/threonine kinase regulator activity
Source: RefSeq, a predicted model, not a curated record
UUAUUCCAUUCAUUCUUCUCCAUUUGGCUUCGAGGAAUAAAAUAAACAAAGAAACAAAACAUAUAUAUUUGGCCGAAGCGAAUUAGGGAAAGUAGCAGUUUUCUCUUCUUCAAUUCAACGACAACGGAGUUCUUGUUGACAAUUAGAGGUCGUCACUGAAACCCCCCCUUUUUAUAGGGGAUUCUUGAAGUUCAACUAUGAUUUACACGGCAUUAGACACAUUCUAUCUAACAGAGGAGCAGCUUAUAAACUCCCCUUCUAGGAAAGAUGGUAUCGAUGAUGUUACUGAAACAACACUUAGAAUCUAUGGCUGUGAUCUUAUCCAAGAAAGUGGGAUUUUGCUCAGAUUACCCCAAGCUGUAAUGGCCACAGGUCAAGUACUUUUUCAUCGCUUUUACUGCAAGAAAUCAUUUGCUCGUUUUAAUGUGAAGAGGGUUGCUGCUAGUUGUGUUUGGCUUGCAUCAAAACUCGAAGAAAGUCCUCGAAAAGCAAGGCAGGUGCUUAAUGUUUUCCACAGAAUGGAGUGUAGGAGAGAGAACUUACCUUUAGAACAUCUGGAUACAUCUUCAAAGAAAUACGUUGAUUUGAAAGCAGACCUAAUCAGAACAGAGAGACAUCUUCUAAAAGAGAUGGGUUUCAUCUGCCAUGUCGAGCAUCCUCAUAAAUUUAUAUCAAAUUACCUUGCAACUCUUGAAGCACCUGCAAAAUUGAGACAAGAAGCUUGGAAUCUUGCAAAUGACAGCUUGCGCACAACACUCUGUGUAAGAUUCAAGAGCGAGGUUGUUGCCUGUGGAGUUGUAUAUGCUGCAGCCCGUAGAUUUCAGGUGCCGCUCCCAGAGAAUCCUCCUUGGUGGAAAGCAUUUGAUGCAGACAAGGCUGGCAUAGAUGAAGUUUGCAGAGUUCUCGCUCAUCUUUACAGUCUUCCAAAGGCACAAUAUAUUCCUGUAUGCAAGGAAGGAGGCUCCUUUGCUACGUCAAACAGAUCGCGGGAGCUUCCUGUAUCUAAGGAAGGUUUGUUGGAUGGUCAACCGGUGAAUGAAGAUAAUGGUACACCAGGAAACCAGGAAGCGGCUAAGGAGGGAGUAAUGAAAGCUUCCCUUGAUAAGUUGAAGGACUCAAAGAAGAGCGAUGAUGACUCCAAAAGCAGCAUGCCUUCAGAAGGGGAGUCUAAAGAAGAGCCAGGAAAAACUGAUCAUAGAACAGAUGCUGGUGGAGAAAAGAACAAGGAGAGAGAGAGGGAAAGGGGCAGAGACAGGGAGAGAGAGAGGGAUAAGGAAAGAUUAAAGUCUCGUGAACGUGAUAGGGGAAAGGAAUCUGACAGGGAAAGGGAGCGAGAAGACUUUGAAAGGGACAGGGAUAAAUCCAAGGAAAGGAGUCAUCGUUCAAGAGACAAAGGUCACUCGGAGAAACCAAAACAUCAUUCUUCUCGAGAUCGUGACUACCAGUCUUAUUCAUCACGGGAGAAGGAUCGUCGUAGACACCAUUAGCUUGGAACAUCCUAGCAAAAUGUACUCGAUCAUUUGAAGUUGCCAUGCCAAAUAGGUUUUUGGUCUCUAUGGAGUGUGGCUGCAGUCCUUUGCAUAUAGCUGAGAGCGCCUCCUGGUGAAACUGUACCACCCUUGAUGUAUUAAUGAGGGUCUCUUGUAAUCGAGUCAUUGGUUUUAACUAUUCUCUGAACAAUCGACAUACCCUUAUCGUCAUCUGUGUUCACUCUGCUCUAACAUUUACUCUUUUAACAUUCAGUUGACUGUUCAGCUUUUCGAGAAGGGGAAAAAAGUAGAGAAAGAGAGUAAACAAUUGACGUGAAAUAUCA